Seminavis robusta is the source of this 1473-nucleotide messenger RNA. Lineage: Eukaryota; Bacillariophyta; Bacillariophyceae; Naviculales; Naviculaceae. The record is from the annotation of a GenBank genome assembly.
UCGAAUGAUCAUUCGAAUUGGAUCCUGCGAUCUUUCUCCGAAGCCGCGGAAGCCAAAACCAAGAACUCUUUUUGGUUGCUUUGGAGAUGAUAGCAUACCGGUAGCCUGCAAUUGAAUUGAUCCUGAUACAUCCUCCAAAUUAUCUUAUAUACAAUGUCACCACGACGAUCUCCAUUGGUAAAGUCGAUUCGAUCGUGGGUUCGAAAGCUAAGCGCCGCGUUUACAGAGAAUGUGUCGAAUAUCCGUUCCCAAAACUUGUCCUAUCGGCAUCCGUAUUUUUUUCUGGUGAUUCUGCUCGUCUAUGGCAUUGUCUUUGAGUCGACCUUGAUUAUUUCACCAUCGGCCACGACUACCACCAAACAGCAGCAGACACAACUAUCAUCCAAGAAUAAGCCACUCCUAAGACCAUCCAACGUGGAAAUUCUUCAAAAGUCGCAACCGGUCGACAUGGUCUUUGUGCAGCGCAGUGCAUCCGCGACCGAUGGAAUCGCUCGAGACGACCAGGGUCAAGACGGAUACGUGCCCGAUGUUACGGCUCUUCGCCAAAAUCCUCCCGGAUUCAAUUUGACGGGCGGUGAACUCAAAGAUGCCUGUCAGAUUCGAGACAGCGAUUACAAAAUGAUCCACGAAAAGGUUGCUGUGGAUGCUUCCAAAAAGCAAACCAAACAGCAAGCAGAACAGAAAAUUCUAUGUGUGGUACAAACCAGUGGCCAUCGGCAUUACGAUAGAAUACCAGCAUUGAGAAGAACAUGGGGUCCCAAAUGCGACGGUUUCGUGGUGGCAUCCAAUGUGACGGAUCCGGCCUUGGGUACCGUCCAUAUACCCCACGGUGGCACAUUGGACGAUCCACACAUGCGUGGAUGGCUACGAGUACGAAGUACUUGGAGUUUCAUCUACGACAAUUACUAUGACCAGUACGAUUGGUUCUAUUUUAGCAAUGACAUGGUAUUCUUGUUGGUAGAAAACUUGAGACUCUACUUGGCCAGUCUCGAAAUCAUCGCUGCCACACGGUACAAUCAAACUACCAACAAUGACAAUGACAAUACACAACAACAAAUACCACUGUUCAUGGGACGACGCUUUGCACUGGGUGGCAAUCUCAAUGAUAUCUUUAAUGCCGCCGGACCCGGCUAUGUGGUCAACAAGGCCGCCCUCAAAGUAUUUGUCGUUCAAGCCGAGUCGUAUGUCCCACAACAACACACGUCCAAAGAAGACUUGAUGAUGGCCCGGACGUUCGCCCAUUUUGGUGUGUUUCCCUACGACACCCAAGACGAUACUGGAGGCGAACGAUUCAUGAUUACCACUCCGGGACAUCACUACGAAAGCCAAUUCCCCGCAUGGUAUCACCAACAAUCCAUUGGGAUUCAGCAUGGCGUGGACCACUGCUCUACACAAAGCAUUUCGUUUCAUUACGUCAAUUCCAAGCUCAUGUAUCGACUCUACGCGUUGCUCUACGGAAACUGUAAACGAUAG